CCGUUACCGGCGUUCCGGGCUGCCGUUGAGUCCGAGCGGCCGGCGCGUGGGUAGGCAGGCAGGCAGGCGGCCACUCGGCGCGGGAUUCGCAGCAGCGAGGAUGGCCGCCUCGGUGGGUCCGUGGACGCGCACGAAGACCAAGAAGAAGCACUUCGUCCCGCAGCGGGUGAAAGUGCUCCGCUCGGCUGACCCGCUUCUGGGCGUGCUGGCUUGGGGGAUCAACCAUCAGAUCAAUGAACUCAAUCAAGUUCCCCAGCCAGUGAUGCUGCUCCCUGAUGACUUCAAAGCCAAUUCUAAAGUAAAGGUGAACAAUCAUCUCUUCAACAGGGAAAACUUGCCUGGUCACUUCAAAUUUAAGGAGUACUGUCCACAGGUUUUCCGCAACCUCCGUGAACGCUUCAACAUUGAUGAUCAGGAUUAUCAAGUCUCCCUAACACGUAGCCCACCAACCUAUGAGACUGAGGGUGGGGGUCGCUUUCUCUUGUCCUAUGACAGGACGGUGGUCAUAAAAGAGAUAACCAGUGAAGACGUAGCUGAUGUGCAUAGCCUUCUAUCACAUUAUCAUCAGUACAUUGUGAAAUGUCAUGGGAGUACCCUCUUGCCCCAAUUCUUGGGCAUGUAUCGGCUCAGUGUUGACAACGAGGAGAGCUACAUGCUGGUCAUGAGGAACAUGUUUAGUCACAGACUCACUAUACACCGAAAGUAUGAUCUGAAGGGUUCACUCAUAUCCCGUGAAGCCAGUGACAAAGAGAAGGGCAAGGAACUACCAACUCUGAAAGACAUUGAUUUCCUAAACAUGAACCAGAAAGUGUACAUCAGUGAAGAGGCCAAAAAAGACUUCAUGGAAAAGCUGAAGCGAGAUGUAGAGUUCCUAGUGCAGCUAAAGAUUAUGGACUACAGUCUUCUGUUGGGUAUCCAUGAUGUACAGCGAGCUGAACAAGAAGAGGAGGAAGACGUAAAAGAGGAAGAGGAAGAUGGAGAGGGUGAACCUGGGGCACCUGUGGGCUCAUAUGGAACAUACCCUGAGGGCAUUGGCAGUUAUCUGAACUCCCACAAACCGCUGGAGCCUGGUGACUUUGACCCUUAUAUUGAUGUCUAUGCCACUAAGAGUGCUGAAAAUGGUCCCCAAAAAGAGGUUUACUUCAUGGGCCUCAUAGACAUCCUCACCCAAUAUGAUGCCAAGAAGAAGGCUGCCCAUGCAGCUAAGACAGUCAAGCAUGGGGCUGGUGCAGAGAUCUCUACAGUGCAUCCAGAACAAUAUGCCAAGCGCUUUCUGGACUUUGUCACCAAUAUAUUUGCUUAGCAGUUUUUUCAGUACGUCGUUGACCCAAAUCAAAACCUUUUCAGCACCUUUGUAGUUGUCACUCACCCUGCUCCCUGAUUCUCCGUAAGUAGGAUAGUUUUCAUCCUGCUGUUCUGGGGUCAGCAGGGGAAAUGGGCUGACUUCAGAUGACUCCCAGUCUUGCAACUGAGGGACGGCUGCCGAACCAAGUGCCUUAACUCUGAUCUUCUGCUGAGGUGCGAAAUGAUCCAGAGUACCAAAGAAACUGGUUCCGAAUGCUUCGGAGAGCUGCUUCUCCUUCCAUGCAGGAGGAAGAGGAGUGGCUGGUUUUUAUCUAAACACUGAUUUCUUCCUUUCCGUUAAAUAGUACCAGUGUUCCGUCAUUUAGAGCAGGAUAAUGUUGAAAUAGAAUAAUAUGCAAUACGAAGUUAGUUGUGCCUUGGAAGAAGGGGGUUGAAGGGAAUCUUCCCCAUUUACACAAUCAAAUCUUGUAUCCUAUGAUAUCCCAUUGUACUGCCUGUUUCAAAGCCAUGCGCCAGUUGUAUACCUUUUCUACCAUCCCUAUAUACACAAAUAUUUAACAGAAGACUGCACUGUGCUCCAUCCUUGUGAAUAGUUUUGCUCUGAUUCUACUCCUGUUGUCAAUAAUGGAAAUCUCUCAUGCUAAAGAAAAGAGCCCAGCACUGAAUCCAGUACCCCUUAAGCUCUUUUCCAUGUAGAAUUGCAGGUUCUUUGAACUUUGUGCCCCACAGGUUGCUAUUAAUGAGAACAAUUAUUUCAGGCUCAUUGCUCUCAUGCAUCCUUUUUCUUUCUGUUUUCUAGUUAAGAAUAAGAGCUGAAGCAGGGUUUGGGAGGCUCUUUGUACAUGCUAAAUAAAUUUGGAGUAAACUCCUGAGUAAUAGCACUAUCGUCUGAAAUCCGGUUCUACAUACUGCAGAGCUUUUUUGAGUAUCACUUGUCAGAGGGAGAUUGGGAGAAGAACACAAUAACUCUAAUCUUCGGGGUAACUCUAAUCUUUGGGGUAAUUUAUAGAGGGGUGUCUGUUGGGCACAAAACCCAGAUUGAAUAGGCGAAACUUACAAAAGGGUCUAUAAGGUAUGCCUAGACUACCUGUGAUUUACCACCAUAUAAUAUUAAAUUUGAAAGCUACUGAGAAAUGCUAAGGAUGAAAGUCCUCACCAUUUAGGUUGUAAAGCUUUAACAUUAAAAUUAAAGCAAGCCUCAGAUGUUGUGAACUGGCAACAGCAUCAAUACCAUGACCAAGAGGAGCAGGGACUGUUGAGAGUUUAGCAAACCCAUAGAGAGCCCUGGCUCCCUAUCCAAUCAUAAACACUUCCGUGUUGAAGUGGAAAUCAGACCAAGCCUCAUUUAUUUUGUUUAGUGUUAUAGGGGAGAGUAUCAUGCCCAACUUCAGGAUGCUAUGAGAAGCAGCAUCUGUCUGCCUGUGCAUAAUGGCUCUAUAUGUUUAUUUUACAUAUAUCAAAUUGGCAAACCAAUGUAUUUUGGGAAAAUGGCCUAUCUCAGUGGUUGAUUAAAAUACCGCUUAAGUGAAGGAGGAAACUGCUAUAAAUUAGCAGAUGCAUUAAAAACAAUAUCCCUUCUCAUUCACCAGAAUGGGAAUUCUUGGAGAUACGUCAUUUAGCAAAGUGAGGAAUGCAGACAAGGAACUGGAUAAAUUAAAUGAUCAUUAUUCAUUUAUUGUUGGCUUGGUGAAGAGAUCUUGCUUUCUCUAGUAGCUGUCCUAGCAGCAUGGGGAAGCUGUGAUACUCCAGCUGUCUGAACUAUAAUUCCCAAUAACUCCAGCCCUAUAUAAGCAUUUAUGAGGUAUGCUGGGAGUUACAGUUCAGCAACUUCAAGGGCCAGUAUUGCCUACCUGGAAACUCUAGCUAUGGUUCAGGGUACAGUGCUACUCAGUUUGCUACUCUGGACCUGAAACGUGUGCUACUUUAUGUUUUUUAAUAUUUUCCCCUUCUGCCCAUUACUGGUGUGUUGGGACUGAUGUCAUUUCAGCUCCCAGCACCCUAAAGGUUGUGCCAUGGAGAUACAUUUAUGCUGUGGGGUUGUCUUCCUUCCACCCUCUUUCAGUGUUUUGUAAUUGUAUACAAUGUGUAUUUCUGGUUUACUCUUGUAUGGCUAAAAAUAAAUUAUUGAACCAAAAGUUGUCUGUAUGAAGUGCCCAGCUGUGCUGUUGUAUACUGCUAACCUAGCAGGGUAGAAGGAUGAACUCUGUGUUUCAGUGAAAGAAUAAAAGACUUUCC
Molecule: messenger RNA, 3540 nt
Organism: Thamnophis sirtalis
Lineage: Eukaryota; Metazoa; Chordata; Lepidosauria; Squamata; Natricidae
Gene: PIP4K2C
Product: phosphatidylinositol-5-phosphate 4-kinase type 2 gamma
Biological process (GO): phosphatidylinositol phosphate biosynthetic process
Cellular component (GO): plasma membrane
Molecular function (GO): 1-phosphatidylinositol-4-phosphate 5-kinase activity; 1-phosphatidylinositol-5-phosphate 4-kinase activity
Source: RefSeq, a predicted model, not a curated record